AUGCUUCCCGAAGUCACCUCCCACCUCCCGUCGUCGACCGUGCACUCGCGCCUGCUCCUCGUCACAGGCAUCAUUCCAGUCCCUUCAUUGGAUGGCGACCUCUGGAUCACGACGCACAAGUACUCCUUCCCGGCCCAGACCUUUCCCGUGCGCGCUAGCGCCUUCAAAGCUCUCUUGCACCUCUCUCCAGGCGAGAACAGCUUAACGCUCGACUUCCGCCCUUCCUCUUUGCCGGGAGCCAGCUACAAAUCCGUCUUCGAUGUGACCUACAUCCCGCUUUUACAGAACCCGCCUCUGCACCUCGUCAUCAUAGUCGGCAAGGACUCGCCGUUCCGCUACGACGAUGUCCCGAACUGCGGCGAGCCGCCCAAUCUCGAGACGGCGAUCAAGAAGUUCCGGAUGGCUGCGUACCUCUGGCAGGCGUACACGGGCUCCGAAAUGAACGCCAUGGGCUUCGGACACCGCACCUUCCGCCUCGACGAGGCGUGGCUGCCCGAUACGCUGAGCAAAGUCGACACUCCGCGACGCAGCACGGCGAAGAUUACUGUGCUGAGAUCGAGCUACUCGGUGGCGCACAUACGUGAUCCGGAUCGUGCCCAGCAGAAUAGGGGGGGGAAGGCGAGCAAGGGGCUUUUCGAUAUCGCUAUCGAGGCGCUGAAAGCGCAUGAGGAGUUCCCUGGGGCGAUGAAGCACGUUGCGGCGUUGUUUUUGGACUCGACGUGGGAUCGCGCGAGGAGUCUGAUCAGUGGACAUGCGGCUUUGGGGAGUCAGGAUGCGGGUGGGUUCUCGUUGGGGAUUUUUGGCAGUCAUUCGUUGUUUGCGUGGCCGAGUUGCGUGGAGGCCGUUGUGCCGGCGUUCAAUGAUACUAGGAUGGUGGACCAGAAGUUCUGCGGCGUGGAUUGCGAGGGGAAGACGUACCACAUGGCGGCGAAUGUUGGCAUCGGUGCUUUCAUGCACGAAGUGGGUCAUGGUUUCGGAUGUCCCCACCAGAGCUCGGGCGUGAUGUUGAGGGACUACACGAGCAUCGCGCGCUCGUUCAGCGUACUCGUCCCUCCGUCGGUUCCGAAUAAAGAAUGCCACUGGCACGUCCUCGACGCCCUCCGUUUCGUGCGGCAUCCUUGUUUCGCGCUGCCCUCCGACCCGUUCUCUUCCCAAGGCGGAAUCUCCGCCGCCCUUGUGCCCUCCGGCCUCCUGAUAACCUGCACGAACUCUCCCCUCCUGUUCCUUGAGUUCCGCACAAAAGGUUCCGAGCAUCCCACCAACACCAUCCAACCGCGCGACCAACACUCGAUCGUCAUCCCCCACUCCCAACUCGCAAUCGACAGCAAGAUCAACAUCUUCGCCGCCUCGUCGCACAUCAGCGACCACACCAUUGAAUCGACCGCACAGCUGCUACACAGCCACACCCGCGUUGACCCCAUGCUGGGCACGGUCUUCCGCACCCCCGCCGUCGGCACAGGAAAAGGCACCUUCCAGCGCACGAUGCUUCCCGCCGGCCGCAUCCACUGCAUCCGGAUCUUCUCCGGCGCAGCCCUCGAUGGGCUGGAAUUUGUAUCCUCUACGGGGGAAUCCGCGCUCUUUGGAAAACGCGGGGGCAGCGCAAACGAUUUCGUCCUUGGGCAGGGCGAGGAGGUGCGAGGGUUCGUUGUGCGCAGCGGUGCAUGGGUGGACGCGCUGGGCGUUGUGACAUCUCACAGGAGGGGGGAGAUGUUCGGCGGGAAGGGCGGUGGGACGAGGGAGGCGGUCGUGCCGAACGGCGCCAGAAUUGUGGGUAUUGCGGGCGAUGUGGCCCAGUGGACGCUCGGGAUCAGCGUCGAGUAUGUUUUUGAUCGCGAGGGGGCGCCGCCGCUGCCACCGAGGCCGAUGUGA
Messenger RNA from Tricharina praecox, 1869 nucleotides. RefSeq names its product putative peptidase family-domain-containing protein. The transcript has 2 exons. Gene Ontology annotation, cellular component: cytoplasm. The coding region runs from base 1 to 1869 and encodes 622 amino acids. Lineage: Eukaryota; Fungi; Ascomycota; Pezizomycetes; Pezizales; Pyronemataceae. The record is from RefSeq and is a predicted model, not a curated record.